Molecule: messenger RNA, 966 nt
Organism: Penicillium antarcticum
Lineage: Eukaryota; Fungi; Ascomycota; Eurotiomycetes; Eurotiales; Aspergillaceae
Product: putative succinate:fumarate antiporter (Acr1)
Exons: 4
Coding region: 1-966 (321 amino acids)
Biological process (GO): succinate transport; transmembrane transport; fumarate transport
Source: RefSeq, a predicted model, not a curated record
AUGUCCGCGAAAACCGCCAAUGGGAAGCGCACAUCGCCUGCGGUCAACUUGAUCGCUGGUGGUGGUGCCGGUAUGAUGGAGGCCCUCGUGUGCCAUCCUCUAGACACGAUCAAGGUCCGCAUGCAGCUGUCAAGGAGAGCCACAGCCCCCGGUGCUAAGCCGCGCGGGUUCGUGGCCACCGGUGUCCAAAUUGUGCGCAAGGAGACGGCCCUGGGUCUGUACAAGGGUCUGGGAGCCGUGCUGGGUGGAAUCAUUCCCAAAAUGGCCAUCCGGUUCACUUCAUACGAGUCAUACAAGGGCAUGUUGGCCGACAAGGAGACCGGUCAGGUUACCAGCAAGGCCACCUUCCUGGCUGGUCUCGCCGCUGGUGUGACUGAAGCCGUGGCCGUCGUCAACCCAAUGGAAGUCGUCAAGAUUCGUCUGCAGGCACAACACCACAGCAUGGCCGACCCGCUCGACGUCCCCAAGUACCGCAGCGCGCCACACGCCCUCUUCACCGUCGUCAAGGAAGAAGGUCUGAGCGUGCUGUACCGCGGUGUCUCCUUGACAGCCCUGCGCCAGGGAACCAACCAAGCCGCCAACUUCACCGCGUACACCGAGCUCAAGGCCGCUCUUCAGCGCUGGCAACCCGAGUACAGCAACAGCCAGCUGCCCUCCUACCAGACCACCUUGAUCGGGUUGAUUUCCGGUGCCGUCGGUCCCUUCUCCAACGCCCCCAUCGAUACCAUCAAGACCCGUCUGCAGAAGACCCGUGCCGAGCCCGGCCAGUCGGCUGUCACCCGUAUCAUGGUUAUCGCCAAGGACAUGUUCAAGACUGAGGGUACGCGCGCUUUCUACAAGGGUAUCACCCCCCGUGUCAUGCGUGUCGCUCCUGGUCAGGCUGUCACUUUCACUGUGUAUGAGUUCCUCAAGGGCAAGCUCGAGGCCUCGAACUGGGCUUUCGUCGGUGGUAAGUUUGAGGAGUAA